This is a messenger RNA of Mangifera indica (mango), 1435 nucleotides long. Its product is annotated as serine/threonine-protein kinase SAPK3-like. NCBI's taxonomy places the organism in Eukaryota, Viridiplantae, Streptophyta, Magnoliopsida, Sapindales, Anacardiaceae. Gene Ontology annotation, biological process: protein phosphorylation; intracellular signal transduction. Gene Ontology annotation, molecular function: protein serine/threonine kinase activity; ATP binding. The transcript is spliced from 10 exons. The record is from RefSeq and is a predicted model, not a curated record. Bases 185 to 1201 code for a protein of 338 amino acids.
GACUACUUUAUUGUGUUUAAUCUACACCUUUCGUUCAUCUUUCUGUUACACUAUGAGAUGGACUGUUUGUUCGUCUUCCUUAUUCUGACGAGCCAAUGACCUGCUUCUACAUAUUUAUAUACCGCAAUUUGCUUCUAUUUUAAGUCAUUACAUUACUGUUGUUUGUUUGUGUCUGAAGUUUGCGAUGGAGGAGAGAUAUGAGCCUUUGAAGGAUCUCGGGUCUGGAAAUUUCGGGGUGGCUAGAUUGGUCAGAGAUAAGAAGACUAAGGAACUUGUUGCAGUCAAAUACAUAGAAAGAGGGAAGAAGAUUGAUGAGAAUGUUCAGAGGGAGAUCAUUAACCACAGAUCUUUGAGGCAUCCAAACAUAAUCCGCUUUAAAGAGGUCUUGUUGACUCCUACUCAAUUAGCCAUUGUCAUGGAAUAUGCCGCUGGUGGUGAACUAUUUGCCAGAAUUUGCAGUGCUGGUCGAUUUAGUGAAGAUGAGGCAAGAUUUUUCUUCCAGCAGCUAAUAUCUGGUGUAAGCUACUGUCAUGCCAUGGAAAUUUGUCACAGGGAUCUGAAGUUGGAAAACACAUUAUUGGAUGGAAGUCCAACACCACGUGUAAAAAUAUGUGACUUCGGUUACUCUAAGUCAGGAUUGUUGCACUCACAGCCCAAAUCCACUGUUGGAACUCCAGCAUACAUUGCUCCAGAGGUCCUGGCACGAAAGGAAUAUGAUGGAAAGAUUUCAGAUGUUUGGUCUUGUGGUGUGACGCUCUAUGUGAUGUUGGUGGGUGCCUAUCCCUUUGAGGAUCCAGAAGACCCUAGAAAUUUUCGUAAGACCAUCGAUAGAAUAAGAAGUGUUCAGUACUCCAUACCCGACUAUGUACGUGUGUCUGCAGACUGCAGGCAUCUCCUUUCUCGGAUUUUUGUUUCUGAUCCUUCAAAGAGGAUUACUAUCCCAGAGAUCAAGCAGCACCCUUGGUUUCUAAAAAAUUUGCCGAAAGAGCUUAUCGAAAUCGAGGAAACAAACUUUAGGGAAGCAUUACAUGACCAACCAUCUCAAAGUGUUGAAGAAAUAAUGCGAAUCAUACAAGAAGCAAAGACCCCAGGUGAAGGAGCCAAAGUGGGCGCACAAGCCAGUGCAGGGGAUGAUGACCAUGAUGAUUUGGAGGGCGACAUAGAAUCUGAGGUAGAUGUCAGUGGUGACUAUCUUCCCUGACUUUACAAAUCAGAUGGAAAGGGAUUUGUAUUUGAAACGUGUAGUGUUCUCAAUCAGCAGUAGCAUUAAUUAAUAAUGUGUUGGCAAAAUUGUACAGUAUAUUGGAUAGUGUUGCCUUACAAUAUUAGUACUGAACCAAUUUGGCUGCACGUACCAUGUACUGAAAAGGGUUCUUGUAUUUAUUAUGAACCACAUAUAACUAUUUUGCCUUUAUGAACAAUUUUUUUCUGGGUA